AUGGCGCCGGGGAAGAGCAAGAAGUCGAAGAAGGCCUCCGCCGUGCCCCUGCAGCCUCCGCCGCCGCCGGUCUCAGGCUCGUCGCUGGACUUCUCCUAUGCCAUCCCAGAGGCCGAGCCGGCGCCAGACCACCACGGCUACAGCAUAUUCAACGAAGCCCUGGAUGCGCCGUACGAGGAGGACAAGGAGUUUGCUGCCGCGUCUUCCUCUGCCGCUGCCCGGCGACGAGCGGCCAGCAGAGCCAGCGAGCCCGCCGUCGCGCUCCCGGCCGCCGCUGCGCCCAUACCUACUACUUCUUCUAUACCCGCUACCUCGAUACCAUCGUCUAUACCCGCGCCAGCACCUAUAUCUACGUCUGCAGCUCCCAUAGAGCCGGCAGCAGCAGUCUUCUCCUACCUCGAUCACCCGCUGGACGAGCAGAUGCAGAUGAAGCCGCCGUCGUCGCAUUCCAGAAAGGCCUCCGAACCCGUCCUGCCCAGGGCCCCGCGGCCAAAGGACCAUACCCGCAAGGCCAGUCUCUCCCAACUGCUCAGGACGGUCUCGGGAGGAUCUUCCUCUACGGCCAAGGAUAAAGAAAAGGACAAAGAAAGAGACCUCAGCCCGAGCCGGUCGUCGUCGGCGUCAAAGGAGUCUGAAUACCAGCCCAUCACUCCUCCAGACAUGCUGUUCGACCAUAUCAACCUCAACAUCCCGGGGACCAAGGGCAUGUCAAAGUCCCACAUGGCCGGCUCCUACAUGACGGACUCAGAAAGCCUGCUCGAGGGGCCUACUUCCGCUGCCCCGGCCUUCAUGAGCUUCUCCCAUCCGGAAUCCUUCUACAUGCCGAAGAGCAUGCUCUCAUACUCCAUGGCUCCUCCGCCUCCCACCAAGCAGCAGCAGCAACUGCAGCAUUCUGAUAGAGCACCGGCAACUGAAGCCUCCAGACGACGCUCCCAGGCCUCACUUCCCGAACAGUUUGAAUGGACUGCUACACCCGAGACACCCCACCAUGUAUACCGCAAGUUCGAGCGGCUGAACCACCGUGUGCUGCGGCACUUGCAGGAGGAGAUAGCCCAGUUGGAAGACGAUCUGCUCACCAUUGAUGAUAUUGAGGCUGCCCGGGCUGGUGCUUCGGGCUCUCGUGCUUCUUCACGCCAGAAACAGCUCGCUGCAAAGUACCGCGAUCAGAUACAGGAUCACUCUGUCCUCCAGAAUAAACGGACAGACCUUCUCGACAAGAUCAUUCUCAAGACCGACCAAUACAUGAUCAAGAAUCUACCAGCUGCUUCUGACGAUGAUAUCGAUGCAUACAGGACCUUCCUACGCUCUCCUGCAGGCGCAUCUACUAAGAGCGAGAGGAAACUCCUAGACCAGCGAUCCGACCUAGUUACCAUGGCUCCUCGCCCUGCCAGCGCCCUGCAUUCGAAUCCCCUCUACUCCACCGUGGCUGCUAUAUUCGCUGCCAUCCUCUUCCCCUUGCUCGCCUUCGGGGCCAUCACCGAAUUCUUCGGACGUAUUGUCGUCGUCUCCUUUGUUGCGGGUUCGUUUGCCUGGUGGGCGUCAAACGGACCUCCAGGCCAUGACUAUCUCAUUGAGCCACAGGAUGGCUGGAAGUGUGCUGUCAUGUAA
This is a messenger RNA of Trichophyton benhamiae CBS 112371, 1608 nucleotides long. RefSeq lists its product as uncharacterized. The transcript has 2 exons. The record is from RefSeq and is a predicted model, not a curated record. The coding region runs from base 1 to 1608 and encodes 535 amino acids. Lineage: Eukaryota; Fungi; Ascomycota; Eurotiomycetes; Onygenales; Arthrodermataceae.